UAUGAAAUCCCAAGCGGAAGCAGAUCCGUGGGAAGCUCUCGACGUCGACGAUUCAGAGCUCCCCCGCAAUCGCAAAUAUCCUCCACCGCAUAAUCCGGAUUCAACUCUCGUUAGGAACCCUAAUCCCCUUGAGAUUCUUCGGCGUUGCUCUUCUUCACGGUCCUCCGAAACCCUAACUAGGCAGCCUCUUCUUGAUCCGAAUCCUCCGCCGCCGGAAUCUUCUUAUUUUCGUUAUUUGAUUCCAGGACCUGCCGCUGCCGUUCAAAUCGCCAUGCGCAGAAAGGAGUGGAAGGAUCCGAGUUCGUACGGCGAUCAGGGAGAUCCGAUUCCUACUCAAGAGUACAUACGCAGGGCUGUGGAAGAGCCUGAUAAGGAAGAUGAGGAUUUCUCGCGUGAUCCAUGGAUUUCUUGUGUUGAUUACAUUCGCAGUGAAGGGUUGCUUGGCGAUGAUGGAGUUGCUAUUGGAACGCCGGUGAGUGUGAUCAAGAGCGGGUUUGGCACUUGGGAUAAGGUCAAUCAGGUUGUGGCGAUCGUCAAAACUUGCACCCCUAAUGGCCUUGGAGAUCUCAUGAUGACUCUGAAGGAUCCUACUGGAACGAUUGAUGCUAGUGUUCAUAGGAAAGUUGUAGCUGAGAGUGAAUUUGGAAGGGAUAUACGUGCCGGUGCUGUGCUGAUACUUAAGAAGGUUGCUGUAUGUACACCGUCACGGUUAUCAUGUUUCCUCAAUAUAACACUCAACAACAUCUCCAAGGUUAUCAUACGCGAUACUCUUCCUUCAGUAGAGCAAGAAAACCCUGCAAGGAGUGCCAAGGAUCCUGUUCCAGAAACUGAGAAAUGUUUGAAAACCGUACCCAAGAGAUUUUCUUUCGAUCAAGGAAAGACUGAUGGAAUCAUGAACAGUCUUAGGCGGAAUGCUCAUGCAAGCGGCGAGACACUUAAGGAUGUAGAAAUGGAAGAUGAUAAUCCAGCAGAGGAAAUCAUCUCACUUAAGGAUGUUAACAAGAAUCAAAAUGAACAUGGAGUGGAGCAGGUCCUCAUGAGGAAUCAAGAUUCAAACAGCAAAACGGAAACUGCUGCAGCACACAGGACAACCGGCAAGUUUCCUCAGGGAAAAUUCUUGAAUCCUGAAAGGCGACCACAAGACGGUGUUGCAAUCGAUAUUGAUAAAGACAAUUGGCAAGAGCUUUUGGUGGAUGAGCUGGUCAGGCUGGAGAAGCAUGUGGGUAAAAGCCAUCAGUCGCAUCAUAGUCGGCCAGGGUAUGAAACGGGAAUCUGCGACAAAUAUGCAACAGACAAUAAGGUUGACAGAAUGCAACUGCUACCUACAAGCUCGGUUGAGAAAAUGCAGCCAGUACCAGCCACCACCUCGGUGCCGCAGUGGACAGACGAGCAGCUGGAUGAACUUUUUGCGUUUGAUUGAGAGAGUUAGCACAAUCAAGGUGACAUCUACCCUGAUUUUCUUGACGUCUUUCAUUUCAUGGCACUUUCCAGUAUCCACUUAAAGCGCAGUGACGGAUAGGGUUUGUAAGAAGCUACGGGUUUUGCAGACAGAGAGUGAAACUGUUGAUGAGAAAUUUCAGCCAUUUAUCAACACAAAUCACUGGUGAGAAAGAUCAAACGAAUGUAUAAAAUUGCAUGAGUUUGCAAGAAGCAGUUUAACUCGAGAGAAAUUCCAAAGAUAACAACAUCUUCGGAUGGUAUGCAGGCAAGACGCCAUUUUAUUGUUGCAGGGUUUCAAAAUUUGCAAUAGCUUUCAAAAUUGCUCAUUGGAACAACUUCCUCAGCCUUUCAAAAUUGCUCAUUGCAAUAGCUUUCAGCACCACCACGAGUGCAUAUCUGAAAUCUGCGGAGACAUCAUCCAUCACAAGUAUUGUGAAUGUCAAUCACAAAAUCUCAAUACUGACGAAUUCAAUCAUCUGUUUUGCCUCCAAUUAUCUUUCCCUUGCACCUUAGCGUUCUGAAGGAUAUUACAACGCACCAACAUCAACGUGUUCUGAUUAGUUCCGGCGUAUUCAAACGCAAUCCCUGACAUGUUUCGACACUAUACCAUGUUCCAACGCAACUCCAAUAUGGUUCGAUGUACCCUCAACAU
This is a messenger RNA of Tarenaya hassleriana, 2092 nucleotides long. RefSeq lists its product as uncharacterized. Bases 2 to 1420 code for a protein of 472 amino acids. The transcript is spliced from 7 exons. NCBI's taxonomy places the organism in Eukaryota, Viridiplantae, Streptophyta, Magnoliopsida, Brassicales, Cleomaceae. The record is from RefSeq and is a predicted model, not a curated record. Gene Ontology annotation, biological process: recombinational repair.